CGCGCUCUGCGCACACUAACCCGUGCGCAAUGACCAGCACUCGGUCCGGCUGAGCACUGCAGGCGCGGACUGAGCUGCGGUCAGGCUGGAGGGGCGAGUCUCCGUGAUUAAUGGGAGACGUCGGUGCAGCUCGUCAGAAGCGGGUCGCUUUCAGCCGGUAGUUUGGCCCGGAGGGAGCGCGGGAGACCACAUGGUCCCGUUUGGAGGCUGAGGAGCUGCGACGCGUUCAGGUGAAGCGGUCUGGAGUUGGUUUCUUGACAGCUGCGCCUCGGACAAACAUCAGUGAGCUGUCACCAUCCAUUCAGGAGGACGGAGCAGCUGCUCCGGCUUGUAUCCUGACUGCCCUCAUUUGUGCGUCUGAUGGUGCUGGAUGACUUGGAGGGGGCUUGACUUCAGAGGCCCCCAAUAAAACCCUGGUUUCCCAGAUAUCGCCCCUCUUUCCGGACGUCUAGUGCUUUUGUUUUGUGGAGACUCAGCCUUCGUUAGAGCCGCCGCCAUGGCCAGCCUGGUGAUCAACGAGACUGGAAUGGAGAACUGUGGGAUUGAUGAUUCCUUUAAGUAUGACUUGUACUCUGCGGUGUACAGCGUCGUCUUCAUUCUAGGUCUGAUAACCAAUUGCGCCGCCCUUUUUGUGUUCUGCUUCCGAAUGAAAAUCAGCAACGAAACCACAAUGUUCAUGACAAACUUAGCGUUUUCGGACUUGGUGUUCGUUUUCACGCUGCCCUUUAAAGUCUUCUACAACGUUAACCGCAACUGGCCGUUUGGAGAUGGCUUGUGCAAAGUUUCAGGGACCGCCUUCAUCACAAACAUCUACGGCAGCAUGCUCUUCCUCACCUGCAUCAGCGUGGACCGCUUCUUGGCUAUAGUGUACCCGUUCCGAUCCCGCUCCAUCCGCACGCGUAGGAACGCGGCGCUGAUGUGCGCCGCCGUGUGGCUGACCAUCGUAGGCGGAGGAAUAUCUGUGACCUUCUUCUCCACCAUUAACAGCAAACACUCCGCUACCACGUGUUUCGAAGGCUUCUCCAAGAACACCUGGAAGACCUACCUGUCUAAGAUCACUAUCUUCAUUGAGAUCGUUGGUUUCCUCUUACCCCUCCUGGCUAACUUGGUAUGCUCCUCUCUGGUCCUGCGAACGCUCCGCCGCCCAGUGACCGUCGCUCACGGCUGUGACAGCAAGAGACGCGUCUUACGAAUGAUCGUGGUCCAUCUCGGCAUCUUCAUCAUCUGCUUCGUCCCUUACAACUCCAUCCUUUUUGUGUAUGCGCUGGUGCGAACCCAGGCGCUAGCUAACUGCACGGUGGAGCGGUUUGCACGGACCCUCUACCCCAUCACCCUGUGCCUGGCCAGUCUCAACUGCUGCCUGGAUCCUGUGGUCUAUUACUUCACCUCGGAGAGCUUUCAGAAGAGCUUUGUUUUAGGAGGCAAAGGAAGCGGCUCUCGCCCCGAGAGUAUUCCCCGCAGUGACACCGAGGCUAAAGACAUGCCCAACAGUCUCCCCACGGACACACACACUGUGGCCAGCAACGGAAAAGAGACAGUGAUGUCCGACAGUCAGUUGUGACUCAACUUUUGUUUGUUUUUUUUACUGGAAACUGCAAUUAGCCGUUUGAUCCUGGAAGUGGCAAACAAAUAGCUUAACAGAUUAGUUAAGUCCUGAGGGUAAGUCCUGAGGUAUGGCCUGGGAUUUUCGGAUUAAUCCAUAACUGUUGAACUGAGGAAUAAAUCUUUUUUUUCUUUUUUUGUUGGGAGAGAACACUCGAGGGAGCUCAGUUCCAGCCAUACGAAGAAAACUGUUUGUUCAGGGACCCUCCAGCCCAUCAACACUCAGGCUUAUCGCACACUCAGUCCUGAAGACGCACUGGACUGUGCAUGAGAUAUAAACUUUGUAGUGUACCACAGGUUAUGCGAAACUUAGGACUUUCUCAUGCUGUUAUGCCAUUAGCAUCUUAAUACUUUAUAGUGUGUUGAUACUGCUGUUGUGUCCCGGCCUUGAACUGCCCCAGUUUUAUGUUGAGUUUUGAUGUUAAAAGCCUGAGUUUUAUUUCCCUCAUCAAACCUCCUCUUUGUCAGCGUGAACCUAAACAUGAACUUGCAGAGGAGUUUGUCUUUCUCUUGUUGUGCAGUCACAGGGCAGCCCUGAUGCAUUGGAGGACCUUGGUCUGCGCGCUGUGUCGCAGGCCAAAUGCUUAUUAUGGCUGAAGCAAUGGACCAUUGUUUUCCCCUGAAUGAGCGCUCUCUGUCUUAAUCUGGCCUUAGACUGCAGAUCUGCUCACAGUCUCUUACACGCAACAAACAUGUUCACAUUCCAAAGUACGGUUGAACAGUCGGGACUGUUUAUCCAAAAAUCGCCUUCUUACACAACACAGUAAUGAGUCAGGAGAUCCUCUAGAGUGAGAACUGCUGAAUUUGCAUGAAGGACAUUUUUUGGGGAAUACUUUUGUCAGAAAUGCCUUUUAUAAUGCAGUCCUAUCGGGGUGUAAUACCUAGCAAAAUAAAGAUUUUCAGAGGAUGA
Messenger RNA from Oryzias melastigma (Indian medaka), 2512 nucleotides. RefSeq names its product lysophosphatidic acid receptor 4 (gene lpar4). Gene Ontology annotation, molecular function: lysophosphatidic acid receptor activity. NCBI's taxonomy places the organism in Eukaryota, Metazoa, Chordata, Actinopteri, Beloniformes, Adrianichthyidae. Gene Ontology annotation, cellular component: membrane. The record is from RefSeq and is a predicted model, not a curated record. The coding region runs from base 497 to 1561 and encodes 354 amino acids. The transcript has 3 exons. Gene Ontology annotation, biological process: phospholipase C-activating G protein-coupled receptor signaling pathway; positive regulation of Rho protein signal transduction.